Populus trichocarpa (black cottonwood) is the source of this 1049-nucleotide messenger RNA. RefSeq lists its product as uncharacterized. The transcript is spliced from 4 exons. The record is from RefSeq and is a predicted model, not a curated record. Lineage: Eukaryota; Viridiplantae; Streptophyta; Magnoliopsida; Malpighiales; Salicaceae. Bases 383 to 727 code for a protein of 114 amino acids.
CUGCCAACCAUCAGCUUCGCUCUUAACCCCCCUUCUCACUCUAAACAUUAUCUUAUAAUUAAGCAAUCAUCAUCCACAAUUAAGGUAACCCUCUUAAUUAAUUUCUUUCACAUAUCACCCUCAUUAUUACAAACCUCACCGGAAUAACCGCACACAGCUCUCACCGGAAGCUGAAUAUAAAUAAAAAACCAUCUCCCCACUCCCUCCCCUCAAAAAAAAUAAAAAAUAUAAACCCCUCUGUUUCACUCUCUAGAAACCAGCAGGGACCGAAGGGAACUUCAUUUUGACUUGCAUUUCAAUGAAGCUUCUCUAAGAGCUCUCCUUCUCGAAAACAAAAUUCUUUAUCGAAGUGAUUUUUUUGUGUUUAAAAAGCAAAUACAGAAUGGGAUGUGCUGGAUCCUCACAAGCCAAAGCAGACGGGAGUGCUAAGAAAAUACGGAAGCCAAAACCUUGGAAGCAUCCUCAGCCUAUUACAAAGUCUCAGCUUUUACAGAUGCGUGAGGAGUUUUGGGAUACUUCGCCUCACUAUGGUGGAAGGAAAGAGAUUUGGGAUGCUCUUCAAGCUGCUGCCGAAGCUGAAUUAUCCCUUGCACAAGCAAUUGUGGACAGUGCUGGUGUCAUCAUUCAAAAUGCCGAUUUGACAGUAUGCUAUGAUGAAAGAGGUGCAAAGUAUGAACUACCCAAGUAUGUUUUGAGUGAGCCAACAAAUUUGAUCCGAGAAACUUAAAACAGAGAACAGAGAUCAAUUAGCACUGUGUGUGCACGGAUUGAAUGUAAAUCAUGUAAAUUAUCUCCAAAAAUGCCUUUCAAAAAGUUGGGUCAUUUUAUUUCUUUACAUUUGCCACUAGAUUUUCCUGCUGUGCUGUAAGUUAUUGUCGUUAACUGACAACAGCAUAACAAUUGUUUGUAUUUAGUGAAAAGAUGUGUUCACAAAACCUUAAUAGCCAGAGGUUGGUUGCUGGGCUACUGGGCUACUGGGCGGUGUUGUUUGGUGCUUGACCAUAUUAUUGAGUUGAAAUUUAUUAUAUGAUGAUGAGUUCUCUCAGAAA